AUGGGCAACGUCCUUUCCGUCUUUUCGCACGACAGCGGGUUCACCAAGGUGGAGAAGGCACAACUCGAGAAGAAGCUUGCCGAUCGCGAGGAGACCAUCGCCGUCCUCGAGGAGGACCUCUCUAAGAAGGAGAAGGAGCACACCAGCCUCAGCAAGGAUGCCGACUCUCUCCGCCAAAAGGUCUCGGACCUAGACGCCCAGUUCACUGCCUCGCGGAACGAGAACCAAGCACACAUCACCCGCCUCCAAGCCGAGCUCAAGGAGGUCAGCGACAAGUCAGCAUCUGAGGUCCGUGCCGCCGAGGAGACUGCCACCGCCCGCGCCCAGGAGCUUGAUGCCGCCAAGACUGGCCUCACAAUUCUCGAGGAGAAGCUCAAGACUCUCGAGCAGGACAAGUCGACCCUCGAGAGCGAACUUGCUGCUGCCAAGACCGAGCUUGCCGGCAUCAAGGAGCAGCAUGCCAGCGCCGAGGCUGCCCUGAAGGGCGAGCUCGAGGAGACCAAGAAGCAACUCAGCGAGGUCAAGGAGCAACAGUCAUCUUCCGAGUCGGCUCUGCAAGAGGAGCUCUCUUCGCUGAAGAGCAAGGUCGCCGAGGCCGAUAACAAGCAGGCUGAGCUCACUCAGUCGAAGUCCGAGUUGGAGGCCACCAUUGCCAAGCUGCAAGAGACCAUCAGCCAGCUCGAGGAAUCCGAAAGCCAAUUGAAGUCUUCCAAGGCUUCCCUGGAGGAGUCCUUCAACCAGCACAAGGAGUCUUCCGCCUCGACUGAUGCUGAGUGGCAGGAGAAGCACGGUGCCCUGCAAACUACACAUGACAACUUGGCUCAGGAGAUCGAGGCUGCCAAGAAGGAGUUGGCCGAGACGACCGAGAAGCACAGUUCAUUGCAGUCAUCGUCGGCUUCGGAAAUCGAGUCGCUCAAGACCGAGCUUGCCGAGCUCAAGGAGAAGUACGCUGCCCUCGAGAAGGAGAGCGAGUCACACAAGAGCAGCUCUGGCGCCGAGAUCUCUGCAGCCCAGAAGGAUCUGGCUGAGGCUCAACAGAAGCUCGAGGCUCUGCAGAAGGAGCACGACGCCCUCACUGGCGAGUCGUCCGAGCAGGUUGCAACCGCCAAGAAGGAGGUCGCUGAAUGGCAGGAGAAGCACGGUGCCCUCCAGUCGUCUCACGACGGCCUUUCCCAGGAGAUUGAGGCUGUCAAGCAGAAGCUUGCUUCCUCGGAAGAGUCGCACUCCAAGCUGAAGGAGGACCACGCUGCCGAGCUCGAGACCGCCAAGUCUGGAGCUUCUACCUUUGAGUCUCAGGCCCAGGCUGCCGCUGAGGAGCGUGAUGCUUUGAAGAAGUCCCACGAGGAGCAGUCUACCAAGCUGUCUGCGCUUGAGAAGCAGAUCGAGGAGGCUCAAGCCAAGGUUAGCCAAGCCGAGGAAGACCUGAAGGCUGCCCAAUCUGACAAGGAUGGUCUCAACGCCAAGGUUGCCGAGUCGCAGUCCGCAGCUGAGAAGGCUACCAAGGACCACUCGGACCUUAAGACUCAGCUUGAGGAGAUCCAAGGCAGCCUUGCUUCUGCUGAGAGUGGCAAGUCGGACGCCGAGUCCAAGAACAGCACCUUGACCGGGGAGAUUGCUGAGCUCAAGGAGAAGCUAUCCACCGUUGAGGCUGGCGUCGAGAGUGCCAAGAAGGAGCACUCUGACCUGAGCUCCAAGCUGGAGAAGGCUGAGGCUGAGGCCGCUGCUGCCCAGAGCAGCCAAAAGGAAGCCGCCGAGAAGGCUAGCGAGCUUGAGAAGAAGCUGGCCGCCCUCGAGUCGACUGCUGAGCAGGCCGAGAAGGAGAAGUCGGAGGCUAGCGCCAAGCUUGCCCAGGCCGAAGAGAAGGCCAGCGAGCUCGAGAAGAAGCUCUCUACCAUCAUUUCCAACGCCGUCAACGACAAGAAGGAGGCUGCCGCCAAGACCAGCAGCUUGGAAGAGCAGAUCAAGUCCCUCGAGGAGGAGCUGAAGGCGAUCAAGGAGAAGGCUGCUGCCGCCCCUGUAGCGGCUGAGGAAGCACCAAAGGAGGCUGAGGCAUAA
Messenger RNA from Pestalotiopsis fici W106-1, 2055 nucleotides. RefSeq lists its product as uncharacterized. The transcript has 2 exons. Lineage: Eukaryota; Fungi; Ascomycota; Sordariomycetes; Amphisphaeriales; Sporocadaceae. The record is from RefSeq and is a predicted model, not a curated record. Bases 1 to 2055 code for a protein of 684 amino acids.